AUGAGUCUGACCGCAGCUGACUAUUUUUACAUGACCUGGUGUUACAUGUCUCUCAUCCUUGGUAUAUCAGGCAACCUGUACGUCCUUCACAGCACCAUCAAACACAGCGCAAUAAAGAUGGACAAGAUGUCAGUGUGGCUGAUCCAGAACAUUUCUGUGACUGAUAUCCUGCACCUCCUCUUCCUCCUCCUCCCCAUCCUCAUCACCCUGCACGCUGGCAAGGUCUGGAUCCUGGGAACAGUAGCGUGUGAGGUGGUGUCUCAGUACCGUUAUUGUGCUGUCCUCUCCAACAUGAUCCUUAUCAACGUCCUCUCUCUCAACAAGGUCCUGAGGUGUCGGUAUCCGUUGCGGAAUCUUCACAGCACGUGGAAGCAGCGAGUGUCGGUUACCGUGGGAACGGCGGUGCUGUGCGCGACCCAGCCCGUGUGGAGGUGGGGGUGGGGUGCUAGCGGGGAUCUGGAGGUGUCCUUCUCAGAGUAUCUGUGCUACUGCUGGGACCAUGAGACCAACGUCACGAGAUAUUUUUUCAACAGACUGGAUCUGGUCUGUGCGAUACUGCUUCAGAUAGGCCCCUGCUCAGCUCUCGUCAUCAUGAACGCUAUUCUGAUCUACAUAGCCUUCAAACAUACUCACAACACUAUCAACUGGUCUAAUGUCUCCAUCGUGGUGUUUGUAACAGGGGUGUUCCUGGCCUCCAUUUUGCCUCACUUCGUGUACUUUCUGAAGAACCGUCAGAACUGGACUGACUCGGUGGAGUUGAGGUGGACGGUGGCUACCACGUUUGUUUCCACUUUCUUGAACCCUGUUAUAUACUUCCUGACUAACCCUACCUUAAGAACUUACACAACAACACUGGUUACGAGCUCCACUAGACUGUUCAGUUCUCGGAGGGUUGGGGUAAGUAUAGGGGAUAAUGCUAAUAACGGAUGA
Messenger RNA from Bolinopsis microptera, 930 nucleotides. Its product is annotated as P2Y purinoceptor 1-like. Bases 1 to 930 code for a protein of 309 amino acids. The transcript has a single exon. Gene Ontology annotation, molecular function: G protein-coupled peptide receptor activity. Gene Ontology annotation, biological process: neuropeptide signaling pathway. The record is from RefSeq and is a predicted model, not a curated record. Gene Ontology annotation, cellular component: plasma membrane. Lineage: Eukaryota; Metazoa; Ctenophora; Tentaculata; Lobata; Bolinopsidae.